Molecule: messenger RNA, 285 nt
Organism: Linum tenue
Lineage: Eukaryota; Viridiplantae; Streptophyta; Magnoliopsida; Malpighiales; Linaceae
Source: the annotation of a GenBank genome assembly
UCUGCUCCUCGCUUCCUCUCUUCCUGUUCAAGCCACAUCGUCGUCUGCGUCGGCGGGAGCUGUCGGAGAUUCGUCGUCCGGACGACGCACCUGAACCAUCCGAUCUUCAAUCGCAUCCUGUCUCAGGCCGAGGAGGAGUUCGGCAACGCCGGCCCGCUGCGGAUUCCCUGCGACGAGUUGGAGUUCGAGGAGAUUCUGAAAUUGGUGUCUAGAUCUUAUUCGAUUAGGAGGUUUUUGAAUUUGGGGGAGAUUCAGCGGUGCGGUGCGCCACCACCGGCCUGCUAG